ACGUGAUGACGCCAUGAGUCACAUGACGUUUUUAUCAGAUGCAGCAACAAAUCCAAAACCCUGCAGCUUUCUCUCCUGAUUCUGCUCAGUACAACUAAACUCUUCCUAUCUACACUCGAUGUACUGUAGAAAGUGAAACAGGUGAUAAAAACCAGUCUGGGUGAAACAGGGUCUUUGCAAAUGGAGGAAGAGGGGAUGGGAGAUGAAGGACCUUCAUCUCAGAGUGAACUUCCACAAAGUGAUGAUCAAGAGCUGGCACAACAGGAAUCAGAUCCCAUUGAGAGCUCAUCCCCUGAAGAAAAUGUGUAUGUGGAUGAGAAAGCAGUGGACAAACUCACAGAGGGAUUACUCUCUCACUACCUACCUGAUCUGCAGAACUCUAAACGAGCACUUCAGGAGCUCACACAAAAUCAGGUGGUAUUAUUAGACACACUGGACCAAGAAGUCACAAAAUUUAGAGAAUGUAAUGCUCUACUGGACCUCAAUUCACUGUUUACAGAGGCAAAGGUUUACCACAAUAAACUUGUGAACAUCAGGAAAGAAAUGAUUAUGCUCCACGAAAAGACAACGAAGCUAAAGAAAAGAGCACUGAAGCUGCAGCAGCAGAAGCAGAAGGAAGCGCUGGAGAAGGAGCAGCAGCGUGAGAAGGAGCUGGAGAGAGAGAGGCAGCUUAUAGCCAAACCUGCUAAAAGAACGUAGGAGCCCUGAGUACGCCAGCUGUAUUAACGGAUCGUACAGGUGGUUUGCACGUUUUAGCCGCUUCACAGUUUUUACUGUACAUUACAUCACUGCUGACUAUUUUCCAAAGUGUACAUAAUUUCAUGUUUUAUGAUAAUUUGGGGUGUUUUUCCCUUUAUUUGGCAAGUAAGUAGAGAAUCAGACUAGCAUAGUGAGAAAGGAGGGACAGGAAAUAUGACACAACUCAGAUUUCAGAUAAAGAAAGAUUAGUUUCACGGUAAAGAAGUUGACGGUGCUAAUUAAAUGUGUCAGUUUCACUGUGAAUAACUGCACAUAAACACAGUGUGUUGUCUCAGCAGGUUUUUAAACUGUUUUUUAAAUGGAGUUGUGAUGUUCUAACUUGCAGCAUAGUGGUGGCUGAAAUCCCUUCUAACAGUAAGUGUGAAUGUCCUGCAGCCAAAUAUGCUUUAAGAAAUUAGAAAAUGUUUCUGGCACAGAACUGAGAUUAUCUUUAAACAUGUGUUUGCUUCCAGAAGUAUUACAGAAAGACUGCACGCAGUAAUCCUGCUUUUGUUUAUAGAACAUUCAGUGGCCUCUGGGAUAUGGGUAGUUAAAGUCUUUUUACAUGUCCAUCUGUUUGCCUGGACUGCAGUAGGGAGUAAAGAAUGUUUGGAUUAAAAUGCCAAUCAGAUAUCUUUCAGACUGUAGUAUGCUUUGGAAAAUGUUGUGCUUACUAGGCAGUAUAUGUGAUCUUCAGUAAAUGGGCUAGAACUUGGAAAUCCCUGUUAUGAUCCUUUAAAUGUGACAUUGCCAAGAUCACCACAAACCAAAGACAUGGACUAAAUCAUCAAAUGCUGGUACUUUCCACUGUCAACCUGUGAUGACAAAGUCAAGCGCUUUCCCACAAACGGGGAAAAAAAAACCCUCAGACACUUUCACAGCCAACAGACAAUGACCUGACGGAGAACUCUUUGCUUUGUUUUAUUCAUCAUUAAGUGUUAAUGUAUGUUGUUUCUGCCCUGUUAGUGUUGAAUGCUAUAAAACAGGUAUAAUGCUUAAAAUCAGAUAGGUCUGCACUAAACUUAACCAACUGUGUGUCUGGUGUCCAGAUGAAAUGAGAAAGGAUGCACCAGAUUUUGCCCCCACCAAACGCAGCAUUUAAAGAUUUGUUAAAGAGGCCUCUAUGCACUACUUCCUCCUGAACCCCUCUGCUGUUUGUACAGUUCAUAAAUAAAAGCAAAGCAAACUGCUUUGCAGAAAUGUG
Notolabrus celidotus (New Zealand spotty) is the source of this 1942-nucleotide messenger RNA. RefSeq names its product biogenesis of lysosomal organelles complex-1, subunit 6, pallidin (gene bloc1s6). NCBI's taxonomy places the organism in Eukaryota, Metazoa, Chordata, Actinopteri, Labriformes, Labridae. The transcript has 6 exons. The record is from RefSeq and is a predicted model, not a curated record. Bases 181 to 699 code for a protein of 172 amino acids. Gene Ontology annotation, biological process: intracellular transport. Gene Ontology annotation, cellular component: extrinsic component of membrane; transport vesicle; BLOC-1 complex.